Molecule: messenger RNA, 4564 nt
Organism: Lobosporangium transversale
Lineage: Eukaryota; Fungi; Mortierellomycota; Mortierellomycetes; Mortierellales; Mortierellaceae
Exons: 6
Coding region: 437-4483 (1348 amino acids)
Biological process (GO): calcium ion import across plasma membrane
Cellular component (GO): membrane
Molecular function (GO): monoatomic ion channel activity
Source: RefSeq, a predicted model, not a curated record
UGCCUCUAAGUUAGCGGUCUUUCCGUCAGGGGAUUUCGACAAAGGUGCCUUCGAAGCUGUACCAGAGUUCAAAGUGUUCAAGUAUUCGAAUGAAUUCACCCCUGCUGACGAACGCACUGGAGACCGCUUAAAGCUCUCAAAGACAAUCCCUUCGCUCAAUCGAUACGCUGGAUAUGGCAAGUUUCAUCGCUUGAGCGAUUUGGAUCUUCAGGAUGCAGAUGGGAGCCAUGGAAGAGAUUAUAAAGAUGAGGUCUUUGUCAUUAGUGAUGGCAUUACUGUUGCUGUAUACAUCGCGAAUGGAAAUUGGCAACAACUCCACAGCAUUCGAUUAUCAUAUGAAUCAAACAACGUACAGCCUGUACCAGGUGAAGCAGCCGUACGGAAUCGCUUUGGGACUGUGGAAGAGAUUGCUGCAAGGACUAAGAAACACGCAAAAAUGUUGAUUGAUACUCUUCAAGGCUGCCUAUGUGCUUGGGUUACGCCAAGAGAGAUCCUGAUCUUGGACUUGAAGAUGGCUCAAGUCUUCCAGCAUAUUAAUCGAGAUGAUUCUGCGCCAGAGGAGGACUUGGUGGUGUUAUCACCAGAUGGAACAAUGUUGGCGACAGCAUUCGGGAAGCAUGUGUCGAUCUACAUGACUCAUAUGGACGGUAGCAUCAGAUCAUCCGAGUUUAAGGAGGAUGUCGUUAACCUUUCCUUCCUGGAUGGGGGCAGACAGCUUCUAGUGGGCUUAAUUUCUGGCUUUGCUAUUUUGGUGAGCCCUUGGCACCCGACAGAAAGUGGUCGGAGACUUUGGUUGCCACGUAUAGAAACUGGAAAAUUGACUGUUGCGCAUAUUAGGAAGAAAGGGUUAGUGACAGCCCAAGGACAUCCUAAAAAGGCUGCUCAGGGCCUAAUCAAAGCUUUUGAGGGGCUUUCUAAAGCUGUUAAAGCUCUAUUUGAAUGGUCUGCUGAAACUCGUCAUAGCCCUAAAGAAGCUUCAGGCUCGCAAGCUUCCUGUCAGGAGGUUCUUCGCUUUCUUCACGAGGAGAUACAAGGCCUUACUAAGGGAGACACCAAAGUCCGUAAUGUGGCCCAUGUCCUUUUAAAGGAUGCCAUUCAAGGAGUUCUCGAGGAGACCGCCCAAGGAAACGAAUCAGACGCCAUUCAGGAUAUAUUUGGAGAUAUCCAAGGCUUUUUAAAAAGUGUCACUCUAGAUCCUUCGAGUAGGGCCGUCCAAGGUCUUUCUAUCGAUGUUUUUCAAGGGCUUUCUAAGGAAAUCCAAGGGCUCCCUAAAGAGGCCCAAGGCCUCCUUAAAGAGACUAUUAAAGGUCUCUCUAAAGAGAUCCAGGAGUGUUUUAAAAAAAGCCAAGAUGGUCUUAAAAAGGAACUUAGAGAUCUUGCCAAAGUGGCUUCUAAAAGACUUUUCAAGGAUAUUGUGGAGAAUCUAUCCAAAGAGGCAACAAAAAGCCAGCCUGGGAAGGCUGCGCUUGAUCCCAAAGAGCUUGCCAAGUUUUCUUCCAUAAAAACUGCUCGAGGGCUUUCUAAAGAAGCCCAAGAUCGUUUCAAAAGAACUGUUGAUGAUCUUUCUAAGAAGAUGCAAGGGCUUUUUGAAAAGUAUGUUCAGGGCCUUUCCAAAAAGUCUUCCCAAGGCCUUUGUAAAGAGACUGUCCAGGAUCUCCUCGCCUAUAGACAAGGGCCAGGAUUGGAUGUUUGUAUAUUGAAAGACUCUUCACAAAGUAUAGGACCAUGUGAUGCACACUGCCAAGCUGGAAAGAGGCUUAAUGAGAACUUUGUGGAAUGCACUGGGCCGUCAGGGCGCAAAUUCAUGUUGGAAAUCCAAUCUAUGGUCUUGGAGCAGCUCGAAGUAACAGCAUUAACAACACGUUAUCAGUAUCGCGAGACAAUCAUUUUGAGCACACCUGGUGAUGAUGGCGCGCCUGAGGUGAUACAUCAGGCAAAUCAUUAUGGGGUGACUGAAUCAACAUUCAAAGCGUUCUUUCUUCCAUGCAACACACGAUACAUUGUCGUAGGAGAACAUUAUAUCCAGAUUUGGAAGCUUCCAGAUGCCAAUCGUUCAGUUUGCGAGCUUUUAGCAAUGAGAUCAAUUCCAUAUGGUAGCCAGCAGAACUUUGAGGGCUGGCUUCCAUGCCAACCAAUUAGCACUUGUCGGCACAGGAACACAAUCCAUAUAGGAAACCCAGAAGAAUGGAUGACCUCACCAUCGAUCGCUGGUGCCUUCGAUUACUCGCCUGAGACACUGACUGGUCAGGAGAAUUUGGAGGCAUGUAUACAGAGCAUUCCAUACUUGAUUCAAAUUUAUGGGGCUUCGGAUGAUCAGUCCCAUCAAAGGGAAAUCCUGUCUUUUGUCCUCAAGCAUAUCAAUGGCUUCCCUGAUCCGCACAAUUACACUGAAUGCGUAAUUCGAAGUAUUAUAGAUGCAUUUGAUGUAAAAGAAUGCGAGCAGUUUUUGAAAGAGCUCUUGCUUUUUAACAAGGAUGGGCCGACUUGGAUCCCUAGGCGCCGACUGGGCGAGAAUGUCAAUCUUAUUUCGUUUAUCAUCAAAAAGGCCGAGGGUCAUCCAAAGCUCGCCUCGACCGCAAGGAUUGUGAUUGAUUAUUGUUGCUGGAUGGCGAAAUCACAGAAAGAGCCCGGAUAUCUAUCAUUGGUCAUUGAAGCGAUCCCAGUCAUGGUUCAGCAAGCGCCGGAUGUCGCACUAGAGGCCAUGCGCAAGAUGGCAUUUAUCCCUGUGAAGCGGCAUAAUUUUGUAGUAAACCGUUCGAAAGUAUGUCGGCCACUGACAAUCAAACGGCUGCUGCUGAUCGACCGCUUUUUCCCAAAAAGAACGCCUCUAUCCAUUUAUAAGGGCAAAAAACCUGUAUUUCAACUCAAGCCGUUCUUACCAUCACAUCAGACGAGACAGGAGGAGGGCGUUCAGGACAACGAGAGCUUCAAGGCAGAUGUGUAUGUUGCUUCAUUUGAUAUGCUCUGGAACAUAGAGGCGCCGCCAAUAAAGAGGAUACAAAGGAUGGACGGACAGUCGAUGUCUCCUUGGAAAAUGCUUUUAUGGAUCGCGCACUGGAAGGCCAAGCCUAGGAGCUUCCAAUAUGUCAGGAUUCACGCUCUGGGCCUAGAGUAUUUUGAUCACCCUGCUAUCAAAGCGCUUAUAGAGUAUAAAUGGGACAAAUUUGCAAGCUCUUACUGGUUGGCACGCUUUUUCUUUCAGUGUAUCUAUUACCUGAUGGUAUUGAUGGCCAGCUUUUUACAAGUAUAUGCCGAGCCCUCAACGACAGUGUUUUUAUUAAUCUGUAUUGUAGCAAUGGCGGUGAUGUUUUUAUGGCUUGAGGUGAUACAAUGUCUCGGAGGCCCUCGACGAUACAUCAAGAAUGCAUUCAACAUUGUAGAUAUUUGUGCCUAUGUACUUCCGCUGAGCGCUAGUAUCGUACAGCUAGUUACACUAGUGCGUGGCGAGGGCGAUGGCAACUCUAGAGUGUUCAGCUUUGCGAUCUUGGCUGUUUACUGGCAUAUACUAUUUGAAUUACGCGUGAUCCAAGGAGUGUGUCAUACGGUAACAAUUAUUUUGCGAGUCGCACGAAAGAUCAAGGUGUUCUUCAUUAUCUUUGCAGCGUCCAUACUUGCAUUUGCACAUACGUUCUUGCAUUUAUUGUGGGCCAAGGCCAUCGACAGCGAAGACCGGACUGAAAACGCCGCAAAUUUCCCUCGUGAUUUCCUAGGCGCCCUUUCUGCCACGUAUUUUUUUAUGGGUGGACGAUAUGAUCCCGUAAGCGACAAAUUUGGGUCCAAUGAUCUUACCUUCCAUAUCAUAAUGGCUCUCUACUUUUUUACUACAGUUAUCCUUAUUCUCAAUGUACUGAUCGCAUUGAUUAACAUGGCAUUUACAACGGUAGAUAAGGACUGGCACAGCCAAUGGCUAAAAAACUUAUACCUGUUUGUUUGGAGAGCAGAAAACAUGUCUUACCAUACGCCGGGUUUCCGAAGUGCUUACCACUGGUUUCCAAAGGAGAUCUAUUAUACUGCUAGUCAGAAAGAUGUGGAGGAUUAUUAUAAAAAGUAUUUCGGAGACAGCGUGGGAUUCUCAACUAUGCCAACCAACAUAGCAAUCAAAAUGGCAACUAACAAGGCAGCCGACAUGGCAGCAACUGGUAUAAGGACCAGUAUAUCAUGGAGCAAUACAAACUAUACGAGUGGACCAUCACUCUCUUCACCAAUGUCUAGGAAGGAGCUUCGAUUUAAGAAGGCAGUAGAAAGAGCGAUGGCAGAGUCCUCAACUAAAAAAACACCUGCAACCACAAUAAACACCUCGAUAUAUGCGGAUAAAAAGGAGCUGAGCCAGCAGCUGGGGAUGAUGCAACGUGAAUUCCAGUCACGCCUAGACGCUAUCCAGGACCAAGCGAACCAACGUCAUUUGGCUUUAGAAAGACAGCUCAGAGUUAUGAUGGAGUUGCUGCAACUGCAACUGCAACAGGAGCAACAGCAUAAGAUAUGAUAGCUUUAAUGAUGAUAAAUAAAGAUAGAUGGGAUCUGUGGGGAUAGAAUCAGAGGCGGCUCUCCACAUCUUUCCACGCAC